Suncus etruscus (white-toothed pygmy shrew) is the source of this 3229-nucleotide messenger RNA. It is a transcript of the gene MXI1, whose product is annotated as MAX interactor 1, dimerization protein. The transcript is spliced from 6 exons. The coding region runs from base 4 to 906 and encodes 300 amino acids. Gene Ontology annotation, biological process: regulation of transcription by RNA polymerase II. The record is from RefSeq and is a predicted model, not a curated record. Gene Ontology annotation, molecular function: protein dimerization activity; DNA-binding transcription factor activity, RNA polymerase II-specific; RNA polymerase II cis-regulatory region sequence-specific DNA binding. Lineage: Eukaryota; Metazoa; Chordata; Mammalia; Eulipotyphla; Soricidae.
UCCAUGGGGAAACGCGGGCGGCCGCGCAAGGAGGCGCGCGGUGAGGGUGCGGGGCUGACCCCCGCCGCGCCCCCGGCCCCGGCCCCGAUCUCGGCCGCGCCCCAGCUCCAGCCCCAGCCCCCCGUGCAGCCCGACGAGCCCGCGGGGGCCAAGCUCAGGUGCCCCUUCUCGGACAUCUUCAACACCAGCAGCGAGAACUCCAUGGAGAAGCACAUCAACACUUUUCUGCAGAACGUGCAGAUUCUGCUCGAGGCCGCCAGCUACCUGGAGCAGAUCGAGAAAGAAAACAAAAAGUGUGAACAUGGCUAUGCUUCCACGUUUCCCUCUAUGCCAAGCCCCCGACUGCAGCAUUCAAAGCCCCCGCGGAGAUUGAAUCGGGCACAGAAACACAGCAGUGGAAGCAGCAACACCAGCACUGCCAACAGGUCUACACACAAUGAGCUGGAGAAGAAUCGACGAGCUCAUCUGCGCCUCUGUUUAGAACGUUUAAAAGUUCUGAUUCCAUUAGGACCAGACUGUACCAGGCACACAACACUUGGUUUGCUUAACAAAGCCAAAGCACAUAUCAAGAAACUUGAAGAAGCUGAAAGAAAGAGCCAACACCAGCUAGAGAAUUUGGAACGAGAACAGAGAUUUUUAAAGCGACGACUAGAACAGCUGCAGGGUCCUCAGGAGAUGGAACGAAUACGAAUGGAUAGCAUUGGAUCAACUGUUUCUUCAGAUCGUUCUGAUUCAGAGCGAGAGGAGAUUGAAGUGGAUGUUGAAAGCACAGAGUUCUCCCAUGGAGAAGUGGACAAUAUCAGUACUACCAGCAUCAGUGACAUUGAUGACCACAGCAGCCUGCAGAGUAUUGGGAGUGACGAAGGUUACUCCAGUGCCAGUGUCAAACUUUCAUUCACUUCCUAGAACCCAGCAUGAUAUAACAGUGCAGGGCAAAAUAUUCACCGGGCCAAUUCAAUCCAGUCUCUUAAAUUGGGUUCAUGAUGCAGUCUCCUCUUUAAAAUUAAACACAACAAAAACUAUACUUGAACAAAGGGUCAGAGGACCUCUCUAUUUAAGCAAAUACUUAGGAAAAAGUGGGGCAGAGCUUCCCCAACAGAACAAAUAUUGAUACUCAUUAUCUAAAAAUCAGAACUUCUAAUGGCAGCAGAAAUGUUUGAAAUUUUUUAGUUGAUUUGAAAGAGGACAUUGGAGAGUCCAUCCUCUUUAUUUUCUAGUUUGUUCAUACUAGUCUGAGUAAACACCUUUAAGGAUGGGCUUAUGAACUCUACCUGAGCUUUCUUGGUCCUACAAAUGAAUAAAUCAGACCCACAGUAAUGACAAGGCAUUAAUUUUGGAUAGCCAAAGAAGCUAUUAAAAUAGCCUAGGGAUGAUCAACUCUUAAAAAAUAAAAAAAGCUCAAAGCUCAUUUCAUGCUUUGCAAAAGAAGAAAAGGAGACUCCCAUGAAGCCUUUUGAAAGGGAUCAUCAUGCAGCUCAGCUUUCUGUUGGAUUCCAUGCUAAGCAAGCUAACCUUAUACUGCAUUGUUAGCACUAGGGCACCCAACUGCUAGCUCAGUAGCUUCCUUAGGCCCACGGACAGCAUGGGGGCAUCCAUGCACGAUAGCCUCCAUCGUGCUGGGCCUAUGAGUUCGGAUUGAGGGGCCAGACAGAAAAAGCUCUGUGUGCCUGUUUUGUCUGCGUGGACCAGAAAAAGUUGUGCACGCAGGUUAGCAGGCCCAGGUCUGAGCCACGACAGCAUUUUUAUUUCAGAUUUUGAUAACUGUUUGUAUGUGUUGAAAACCAAAAUGACAUCUUUUUAAAGCUUGUCCAUAAAAACAUAGAUGUCUUUUAUAGUGAAAAAAAAAACACAUGGGGAAAAAUCAUCUAUUUUGAUGCAGCAUUUGAUAAUGACAAAAACACCUCACACCUCACUAUAGUGCACAAAAUGAAUGAGGUCUGGGCUAGGUAGAAAAAGGUCAAUGCUGUUUGUUUUCUUUUAGAAUCAUUACCUUUACCCGUUUUUAACCAUUGGAUAUUUAUAGUAGACACUAUCAUAGUUAACAUAGUUAAGUUUGGCACUUGUCUCAAUUUAAUGUAAAGAUUUGCUUCCGUUUUCCUAUUGGCAGUUUCCCUCUGUCCUUACACACCAGUCCCACAGUGCAGGUGCUAUUGUUGCUCUUAUCCAUAUUUUCAGAAAUGUUAAGUGAAAUUUCUAGCCUGCACUUUAAUGUCUUGUGUUCUUCCCUUUGUCUCUCGAACUCCAAGGUUCCCCACGGCCCUUGUCCCUUAACCCAGGAAACCUUUUUGGAGACCUUAUUCUUGGCUGUUUGGACUUUGUAUACUUUAACUACCCUUAAUUACUUUAAAAAAAAAAAAAGCUUUAUGAUUUUCAUAACUUAUUGCUGAUUUUAAUGGGUUGUUAAAUUUCAGUCCUGUAGUUUUAUUUUGUUUAGAUAGGGCUGGGCAAGGAAAAAGAAAAUAAAGACAACCAUAAUUAGCAGUGCAGUUGAAUUGUGUGUAUGUUAGACUUACAGCUUUAUGUAGCACUUUAACAGCUUUCACUGCUUCUAUAUAUGAAUACCAUCUUCGUCAUACAAAAGGCCUCAAGCAUAUACUUACUCGUUCUUUCUUGUGCUCUUCUUGUGCCUCCAAAAAUAUUUUAUCCUUGACUGUGCUAUGUUUGAGUGAAAGAAAUUCUUUGUAGAUGUGUGUGAAAACCUGCAUGCCUUUAGAAGCCCAUUUAGAACUUGCUACUUCAGGUGCUGGGGACUUAAUGAAAAACAUGAUAAAACAAAUUUAUUUCUGUGGCCCAGGUAAAUUAUUUCUGGUUUCAUUUAUUACUCUUGGCUGGGUCAUGAUGUUGCUCUAUAUACUUACUUUUCACUUUCCCAAAUGAGACGGUUUGAAGACUUUGCUAACUACCACGGAAAGUAAAUGGAAAGCUUCUGUUUUGCUCUUCCCUUGGCGUGCACUUGCAUUACUUGCCUAGGGCUGGCAUUUGGGACUUCAUUCAGGUGAACCUGAGGUGCUGCCAUUUUGUAUAUGUGCAGGAUGGUGGGCUGGAAAGCCUUGUCAUGAACCUAAAGUACAUAUUUCAACUGCCCCCUAAAUUACACCUUCCCUGGGUUUGUUUUCCUUGGGGGAGGGGGCAAAAUGUAUGAUGAAUAAGAAGUAUUAAUUUUUUAAAAGACAAAUCAACUUUGAAGAUACAAAAAUUGCGAGAAAUAAAACUUGUGAAUGAAGAAUAC